Photinus pyralis (common eastern firefly) is the source of this 1116-nucleotide messenger RNA. Its product is annotated as juvenile hormone acid O-methyltransferase-like. Gene Ontology annotation, molecular function: S-adenosylmethionine-dependent methyltransferase activity. NCBI's taxonomy places the organism in Eukaryota, Metazoa, Arthropoda, Insecta, Coleoptera, Lampyridae. The transcript is spliced from 3 exons. The record is from RefSeq and is a predicted model, not a curated record. Bases 170 to 844 code for a protein of 224 amino acids.
UAGGGAGUUAAGAUGUGAGAAGUCUCUGUUUGAUAUUAUUCAAUAAUGAACAGAGCUGAAUGCUUUAUAAAUCACAACCACCCCGCAGAAAGGGAGGCCAAGAACGCUGUGGAAAAAUUGCUGCCAUUCGUUCAAUGGAAACAGGAUUGCAAUAAGUGCUGGAUGUGGGAUGUGGAACAGGCAACGUAACGCACGAUGUUCUUCAACCAGAGUUACCAGUAUCAACGAGGGAAGUUAUCGGGAUCGACAAGGAGAGUAUCCCGGUGGAGGGGGAAAAUUACGUUUUGAAAACGUUGACAUUGUCCACGGCAAAAAUUUCGUAGAUGCUCACCUCAAAUACUUUGACCACAUCUUUUCCUUCUCGUGUCUGCACUUUGUGCGUGAACAAGGGACAGCACUUCAACAUAUUCGUGAGAUGCUGAGACCCGGAGGUGACUUCAGCUUUUUCUGCGUCAACUCCAACAGUUUCUUCAAGGUCGUGGCUCAUUUGGCUCAAUCGGAAUCGUGGCGCCUUCACAUCGCCCACUACGAAAACUUCAUGUCGCCCUAUCAGUUCUCUCAAAACCCGAUGGACGAACUUGAAGAUCUUCUCAUUAAAACCGGAUUUCAGAUCAGAAGUCUGACAAUUGAGCCAAGGGGAGUGGAAAUGCCACUCUCGUACUGCCCAGGGCACUUCAUCGCGCACCUUCGAAUGGAAAUUCCGGCAGAUCUUCAUCACGAAUUCGGGCUCUCAGUAUUGGAGACAAUCAGAGAGCUCAAUUUGAGCCGUUUAGCCGAAGACAACGUGGAGUACUACGACGAUUAUUUCGAUGGUAUUUUUGGUCAUGUGAUAAGGCCAAAUUAAAUACUCAUUUCUGAUCUGUAACAAUUUAUUAGUAAACACAUGGCUUCUGUUUAUAAAAUUAGGAUCGCAAAAAUGGAGAUAAGGGGUUCAGAUACGUUCUCCCAUGUUAUGUUCCCCUGAUACACAUUUCCCUUAAAGAAACCCAGAAUGCAAAACGUUUGGCAGAUACUUUCCUACAAAUAAAUGACUGCAUUAUACUUUUCCGUGUACAACAUUUUUUUAAUCUAACACUCCCUCCGUCUUAAAAAUGACCAGGAGCACAGCAACACAAA